UCAGACCAUAUAUGCGGUGAGAAUUCAAACACAAAAUUAGUUUAACUAUGAAGCGGCAGAGAUCAGAGGCGGCGGCGGAGAUGGCGGCGACGUCGGAGAUCAGGUCGGCGAUUGAAGAACUGUCUCUGAUGGCGGUUAAUUGCGGCGGCGAUGUUCAAAAACAGACAAGCGGUCGUGUUCCUCUCAAGCCUUUUCUGUCGAUCUGCAAUUUGCUCAUACAAGUUUUAGAUAAGAUAGGGCCGACGAUGGCUGUGCUGCGACAAGACAUGCAUCAAAACAUCGAGAGAUUAGAGAGGUUCCAUGAUUCAGAUCCUUCAGCGUACUGCGACGUGGUGGAGAUUUUGAAGAAAGAGGUUAGUGAAGGCAGAGCCAAAAAGGGCCCAACUUGCAGUAAAUCCUUCGUUUGGCUCACUAGGUCCCUGGACUUCAGCCUGAGUUUGGUCCAGCUGCUGCUGGUGGAUUUGGGAAGAAACAUGGACGAAGCUGUGGAGGAAUCUUACACAGCCACUUUAAAGCCAUGGCAUGGAUGGAUAUCUUCUGCUGCAUAUAAAGUGGCGCUGAAACUCCUGCCGGACAGUCAAACGCUGGUCAACAUACUGAAAGUCAAAGACCAAGACCAUGAGAAGCUGAAGGAAGAAAUGCAGAGCCUCAUCGCUUUACUCACACCCGUUUUGGAACAGAACAAAGAGAUCCUGAAAAUUUAUGGUUUAGACAAGCUCAAGUCAACCUGAAGAUCAAAGAAGAAGACAACUCAAAAAUUAGAAAAAAGCGAUAGUCUGAGUGUGUUGUACAGAGAGAUUUGGUGGGCACGGGAUCACUGGCCCCCUCCUCCUCGCCUCCAUUGUUAUAUAUAUAUAUACACUCUGUAUUAGAGAUGACUGAAGGAGCUACGCCGAGAGGGGGCCGAUGAUCCCAUGCUGAUUUAGUGUUGCUAUUUUCUUUUUCUAAUACGACUUCUUUUAUACAUAUAUAAAA
Messenger RNA from Andrographis paniculata, 975 nucleotides. Its product is annotated as glycolipid transfer protein 3-like. Gene Ontology annotation, biological process: ceramide transport; intermembrane lipid transfer. Gene Ontology annotation, molecular function: ceramide 1-phosphate binding; ceramide 1-phosphate transfer activity. Bases 48 to 731 code for a protein of 227 amino acids. The record is from RefSeq and is a predicted model, not a curated record. Lineage: Eukaryota; Viridiplantae; Streptophyta; Magnoliopsida; Lamiales; Acanthaceae. The transcript has 6 exons. Gene Ontology annotation, cellular component: cytosol; cytoplasm; membrane.